Messenger RNA from Penicillium psychrosexuale, 585 nucleotides. RefSeq names its product putative cystathionine beta-synthase (beta-thionase). The record is from RefSeq and is a predicted model, not a curated record. Lineage: Eukaryota; Fungi; Ascomycota; Eurotiomycetes; Eurotiales; Aspergillaceae. The coding region runs from base 1 to 585 and encodes 194 amino acids. The transcript has a single exon.
AUGGCUUCAUACUCGACCGCUAGCGAGGCCUUCACCCGCGAGAAGCAAACCCCCUCCGACACAAAUACAUCUACAGCAGCCUGGGCCGACAAGUACCGCGGUGUCCGUCUCCCCAAUCCACCCAUCUGGCCCAAACUAACAAAAAAACAGGCAACAAUCGAAGAUCUCGACCCUCCCGCGGCGCUCUCAAUCUCCUCCGAAGACCCAAUCUCCACAGCCCUAAUGGCCGCCUACGAGCGCGACUACACGCACCUCACCGUUAUCUCCCCGACAAAGCGCUCCCUGCUAGGCUACCUCAGCAUCCCACGGCUACGGGAGCUGCUGCAGAGCGGCACCGUGAAAGAAAGCGACCCCGUCUCCGCGGCGAUGCAGCGGUUUAACCGCAAACGCGGUCUCUACCAGGUCAUCACGAUGAACACGCCGCUCGAGGAGCUCGAGAACUUCUUCGAGAGCGAGACGGGGCCGAAUGGCGAGAAGCGCGAGAAGCAGCAGUUCGCUGUGGUUACCGAUGAGGCGCGCAAGUUUGUGCUGGGUGUUGCUACCAAGGCGGACUUGGAGGAGUUUGUCAAGCGCAGACCUACCUAA